This is a messenger RNA of Caenorhabditis elegans, 1207 nucleotides long. It is a transcript of the gene unc-120, whose product is annotated as Serum response factor homolog. The transcript has 4 exons. The coding region runs from base 4 to 987 and encodes 327 amino acids. Gene Ontology annotation, cellular component: nucleus. The record is from RefSeq and is marked reviewed. Gene Ontology annotation, biological process: positive regulation of transcription by RNA polymerase II. Gene Ontology annotation, molecular function: cis-regulatory region sequence-specific DNA binding; DNA-binding transcription factor activity, RNA polymerase II-specific; protein dimerization activity. Lineage: Eukaryota; Metazoa; Nematoda; Chromadorea; Rhabditida; Rhabditidae.
AACAUGACCGAAGCCGAAGACUUUGCUCAACUGCUUCAAAAGCUUCAGAAUGCGAGUCCAGCUCUUCCAGAAGGCACAUCAUCUACUCCAACACCAUCCUCGUCAACUGGUCUAUUGCCAAAUGGAAAGAAGACAAAGGGACGCGUCAAGAUUAAGAUGGAGUAUAUCAAUAAUAAACUCAGACGUUACACUACUUUCAGCAAAAGAAAAACGGGUAUUAUGAAGAAGGCAUUCGAACUAUCUACACUAACGGGAACCCAAGUAAUGCUUCUAGUCGCAUCAGAAACUGGUCAUGUCUACACAUAUGCAACUCCAAAACUUCAACCAAUGAUUUCAUCAGAUACUGGAAAAGCCAUGAUCCAAUCGUGCCUUAAUGCUCCUGGUGGAGAUGGAUCAGAUGUUCAGCCAAGUCGUACCGAGUUCACAUUUGAUUCUGGAAAUGGUGGAAACGGAAUGCGAAAACGGAAAAUGUUGAGCGAUGUUAUGUCAGCCGAGUCGAGCAACAACAGCCCAUCGAUGCCAAACUUCACUCCAUUUCUCGCCCCAUCAAUGGCUCCACUGUUCUCCACAUUUGGAGAGGAUGAUUAUAAUAAUGAUGAAAGUGGCGAUGAUUCGGAUUCAGAAGAAGCUUCAAGUGAUAUCAAGGAAGAAUAUCAAGGAUCGCCUACAAUGGUUAAGCAAGAAACAACAGAAAUUGAUAGUGUAACGGCUUCAUUACAACAAAGAAUAAAAGAAGCAAUGAGGCAGGCUGCAUCAAAUAAGCAGGCAAUCAAAAAGGCAAAAAUUACACCUCCCUCCUCAAAUAUGAACAAUGCGGCAUUUUUGAAUCCGUUUCUUCUUCAAGGCGGUGCAAAUGCUUCAAACCUUCUAGCAACAGCUGCAAGAAAAGGUGACGAUGCAGGAAGCUUAACAUCAAAUCCAUUUCUUUCAAUGGGUCUGAACUUGCAACAGCUCAUCGAAUCAGCAGCCAUUGCAUCAAAUGAAUAAAGUUUUGAUUUUAGUAUUUUAACGUCAUGACAUUCUUCAUGUUCUCUAUUUCUUCAUUUUUGCAUAUUUUCUUUAAAUUUUUGAAAACAAUUCCGUCUUGCAAAGACCACGAUCUUGUCAACAUCUGAAAACAACCCCAUCCUCUCCAUGUUUGUAGCUUUCAUCAUUUAAUACGCAUAAUCCAUAUUUUUCAAUUCCCGGAAUAAACUUGAUAGAAAUU